Messenger RNA from Prunus armeniaca (apricot), 921 nucleotides. The record is from the annotation of a GenBank genome assembly. Lineage: Eukaryota; Viridiplantae; Streptophyta; Magnoliopsida; Rosales; Rosaceae.
AUGUGGUUGUUUAGAAGAAAAGGGCCAUCUGGGUUCUCGUCGUCUUCAACGGCAGAAGAAGUUACUCAAGGGAUUGAUGCCAGUGGAGCAUCCAGUGGUAUUGGCACCGAAACAACACGCGUUCUUGCACUGCGUGGUGCCCAUGUGAUUAUGGGAGUGAGGAAUAUGGCUGCUGGUAAAGAUGUGAAAGAAGCAAUAGUUAAGGAAAUCCCCACUGCCAAAAUUGAUGCCAUUGAAUUGGAUCUCAGUUCAUUAUCAUCUGUGAGGAAAUUUGCCUCGGAGUUUAAAUCCUCUGGUCGUCCUCUAAACAUUCUAAUUAACAAUGCAGGAAUUAUGGCCACCCCUUUCAUGCUUUCGAAAGACAACAUAGAACUUCAGUUUGCCACAAACCACGUAGGUCAUUUUCUUUUGACCAAUCUUUUGUUGGAUACUAUGAAAAAAACAGCACGUAAAAGCAGCAAAGAAGGGAGAAUUGUAAAUGUGUCCUCAGAAGCUCACCGGUAUCCAUAUCGGGAAGGAAUCCGUUUUGAUAAAAUUAACGACCCAUCAGGGUACAGCAGUUUUGCUGCAUACGGUCAAUCCAAGCUUGCUAACAUUUUGCACGCUAAUGAGCUUGCAAAACGUUUAAAGGAAGAUGGAGCAGAUAUAACUGCAAACUCACUUCACCCUGGUGCAAUUGUUACGAAUCUUUUCCGUCACAACAGCACCAUUAAUGGGCUUGUUAAUUUGCUCGGUAGAGCCGUGCUUAAAAGUGUUCAGCAGGGAGCAGCAACAACAUGCUACGUAGCACUGCAUCCACAAGUGAAGGGGGUAACAGGUGAAUAUUUUUCAGACAGUAACCUAGCCAAGCCAAGGCCACAAGGUCAAGACGGGGACUUGGCGAAGAAACUCUGGGAUUUCAGCAUGGAUUUGGUGAAAUGA